Labeo rohita (rohu) is the source of this 2667-nucleotide messenger RNA. RefSeq names its product glial cell derived neurotrophic factor a (gene gdnfa). Gene Ontology annotation, molecular function: growth factor activity; glial cell-derived neurotrophic factor receptor binding; receptor tyrosine kinase binding. Gene Ontology annotation, biological process: positive regulation of branching involved in ureteric bud morphogenesis; peripheral nervous system development; negative regulation of neuron apoptotic process. The transcript has 2 exons. The record is from RefSeq and is a predicted model, not a curated record. Bases 1 to 726 code for a protein of 241 amino acids. NCBI's taxonomy places the organism in Eukaryota, Metazoa, Chordata, Actinopteri, Cypriniformes, Cyprinidae.
AUGAAGUUAUGGGACAUUCUAGCCACGUGUUUGUUGCUCCUGAGCUCCGUUUCCGCACGUCCCGUCUUCCACAAGCUGCAGCCAUCCAAAAGAGCUGUCGUCCGCAGUGAGACGCCCGCUCUGGACCCCAUCAUUGACUCCCAACCUGAAACCACUCACCAAAAACAAGCCUCCAUGGAGGAACAAUAUGACAUGAACGGCCUUUACCCGGAGCAGUUCGAGAGCGUAAUGGACUUCAUCGAAGCCACAAUCGGCCGACUGCGCCGGUCCUCCGACAUGGACGUGGACUCGCCAAGCAAGCGGGACAGGGGCCGCCAGAAAGGAGCAACAGACACAGAGCGGGGCGGACGGGGACGAGGAGACCGGAAGAGAGGUCGCGGACGAGGCGGCGGAGGCCGAAAGGAAAGCCGAGAUGACAGGGUCAAAGGUCACGGGCGUGGGUGCCUGCUGAAAGAGAUCCACCUGAACGUCACAGACCUGGGCUUGGGUUACAGGACCAAAGAGGAGCUGAUCUUCCGCUACUGCAGUGGCCCGUGUUUCGACGCCGAGACCAACUACGACAAGAUCCUCAACAACCUCACCCACAACAAGAAGCUGGACAAGGAAACGCCGUCUCGGACUUGCUGUCGGCCCAUCGCGUUCGACGACGACAUCUCGUUCCUGGACGACAGCUUGGAAUACCACACGCUGAAGAAGCAUUCGGCUAAAAAGUGCGCUUGCGUUUGACGGGCGAAACCGGAGCGAAACGCUUCAGACUGGGCCGCAAGACUCUCGCAAAGAGAUCCCAGAUAUAUUCAGUAUUCACUUUGUUACCAAACCACAUAACUGACAGCGUUUAUCCAGCAACAAACAUGGUGGAAUAAGGGAACGUGACGCGCCUGCAGUGGAUUAUCACGUUUACACUGAGAGAGCCACGACGACAGACUCCAGAUCUUUAAUAUCCAGAAAGCUAUCUAUAUAUAUAGUAUAUAUGAAAAUGUAUUUAUUGAGAUUUAAUUAAGUUAUUGUUAUUUAUUGCAAUCCAGUGUAUUAGAGUGUUUGUUUCUCUUAUUUAUUUAAGGAGGGGGGUUUUGUUCUCUAUCUUGGAUGGUGCCAAAUUUGAGCAUGCGUUUUUAAAGAAACCGUUCACAAUUCGUCAUUUACUCAAGCUCGUGUCGUUCCAAGGACGUGUGACUUGCUUGUGUGAAACACAAAAUGAGACAUUAAGGUGCGACAGGGUUUUUUUGCUUACCAAAUUUUACUGAAAUUUCGCUUAUCUUAAACUCAAAUAUUAUGCACAGAUCUAAAAAUAAUUAUAUAUUAUAUAUGCAAAAAAACAACAACAAAAUCUUUUUUUAUUUCUAAAAUUUUUUGUAAAAUUAAUAAUAUUUCAUAUUAAAAGUAUGAAGUCAAAUGGUUAAUUUGCAUGAAAAACAGACCCAAAUUUAAGAUGUUAUUCACUGCAAAUCUCUCAAAUCUCAUGGUCAAAUAUGCAGGGCAGAUGUUUUUUUUUUUUUUUUUUUGUUUUGUUUUUUUUAUAUUAAUAAUAUUUUUUAGUAAAAUAUAUUAGAAAAAAACUAGAAAUUUAAAAAUGUAUUUUCUAAUAUGUUUUACUAGAAAAAUAUAUAAGUAUCUAAUCAAUACAUUGUUCUAUAUGUUCUCUUUUUUCUAUAUUUUUGUUUUGUUUGACAUUUGGUUUUUCUAGUAAAAUAUAUUUUAAAAAACUAGAAAAAAGUUCUAGUUUUUUUCUAAUAUACUUCACUAGAAAAAAAAUAUUUUCUAUUAUUGUUACUAGAAAAAAGAUAUAUUGUUUUAUAUUUUCUCUUUUUUCCUAUUUUUAUUUUUUCUAAUAUUAAUAAUAUUUUUUCUAGUAAAAUAUAUUAGAAAAAAAUGGAAUAUAUAUAUAUAUACAAACAAUAAUGUUGAUGUUUUAUAUCUGAGCACAUUUUAUUUGAUAUUGUUAAUAUAUAUUUGUAUAUUAAUUAUUUUAUAUAGUGCAGCAAUAUAUAAAACAUAGCUCACAUAGAAAUCACUUUAUUUUAAAAAUUACACAACCAACUUAAACCCUUUGCAAAUCUGCAGGGGGAAAUCUAUCACCCCAUGCAUGCAAUUCCUAAUUAAAACGUAAAUUUUGCCUACAAAAAUUCGCCAAACACUAAAUGUGACUGUAGCCUUUAGGCAGAUGUUAGGAGAUCCUGGUUUCCAUUCAAUGAAAGUAGAUUGGGAUUUAUAUGGUUUCAUUUAGUACUGUAAAAAAAUACUGAAUAUAAGUCUUCUGAAGUCACAUGAUUGAUAUGAGGAAGCGACCCAAAUUUAAGACGUUUUUCACAGCAAUUCUCAUGGUCUCAAUAGAAAAAAAUGUUACAUACAGACUCAUUGUGCAGUGUAUGACAACUUCAAAGCCAAACAUCAGUGAAUUUUGCUGAACGCAAUGGGACCAGUGUGAAAAAUGCAUGAGAUUUGAGAGCCACUGUUCAUUUAGUUAACAAACAGCAACUUAAAUUUGUGUGUGUUCCUUGAGAACACAUGGAAAAUAAUGCAAAAGUCAUGUUUGAGAAAGUCACUUUGCAUUAGAUCUCCUUUCGUAUUUGACAGAAGAAGGUCAAAUGGGUUUGGAACGACGCAAGCUUGAGUAAAUCGGAGAGAAUCUUUAGAUGAAUGACAGAAAAGCAGAUAAUUACGUCCCAU